AUGUUUCUUAUAUUGACAUUGCUCAUUUUACUGAUUUUUCUGGGCGUUUUGGUGUAUUUUGGAACGGGAUUUGUUGCUGGGAAAAAGAAGGAAAAUGGGAAUAAGGAACUACCCAAUUCUAAAAAUUCCAAUUCUCUUCUCCUGCCAAAAACUACUGAAACUAAAAACACCUUCUUUCCCUGUGAAGCUUUAUCUAAAGCUCCAGAAGAUCCAGAAGAUUCCUCGAUUUCAGAAGACGUCAGUCAGAAUUCAAAAAGAAGUUCUGAAGACCUUCCAGAAGAAUCUAUUUCUCGGAAACUUCUAGAAACAGAGGGUUUGCCAAAUAUAGAAUCCGAACAUUCGUUGGAGCAAGACUUCCAACUCAAGAUUGAAGAUUGGAAAAUUUCCAAAACGCCAGAAGGUUCUCCAAAAUCCACGUCAUCUUGUAUUUCUUCGGAAAUCUCAUUGGAUAAUUUGAUAGAAGAAGAAGACAUAGAGGAUGAGCAACCAUCUCCAAUGAAAUUCAUAGGAGACCCAUCAAUUAGGCUCCGCCCCUCGUCUCUUCCUGUUGGGACCUUCAAUUCGGCGUCAACGUCUUCUGCUUCAAUUUUCAAUUUCUCUCGAAAAACUCCUGAAUUUGUCCCUAGAAUGAUGUUGGAGGAGUUUGAAAUGUUGGAUCGAAGUGUUGAAAAACGAAAAAUGGAUAUUCAGAAUUUGCUGAAAAGGAUAGAGUCGGCGAAACGGAGACAUAGGAGAUUCAGCGAAGAAAUCCAACGGGUCCAAAUCGAGCACAACAUUCGAUAUUGA
Molecule: messenger RNA, 786 nt
Organism: Caenorhabditis briggsae
Lineage: Eukaryota; Metazoa; Nematoda; Chromadorea; Rhabditida; Rhabditidae
Exons: 4
Coding region: 1-786 (261 amino acids)
Source: RefSeq, a predicted model, not a curated record